UUAGCGCGGCCCCUCCCUCCCGCUCCGGCUCCCUUCUUAUACAGCCCGGCCCCUGCUUUUGCCUCCGCCAGUCACCCAGCACCCAACGGAGCCGUCGCGUCUCGCCAGAACCCCCGCUACACCCACGUUUAGCCAUUCAAGAUGCCUCACCAAUACCCAGCCUUGACACCUGAGCAGAAGAAGGAGCUGUCGGACAUUGCCCACCGCAUUGUGGCCAAGGGCAAAGGCAUCCUUGCCGCUGAUGAAUCCACCGGCAGCAUUGCCAAGCGCCUGCAGUCCAUCGGCGCCGAGAACACCGAAGAAAACCGUCGCUUCUACAGGCAGCUGCUCUUCACCGCUGAUGACCGGGUCAACCCUUGCAUUGGUGGAGUCAUCCUCUUCCAUGAGACCAUGUACCAGAAAGCCGAUGAUGGCCGCCAGUUCACCCAGGUCAUUAAGGACAAGGGCGGCCUUGUUGGCAUCAAGGUUGACAAAGGUGUUGUGCCUCUUGCUGGGACUAACGGAGAGACUACUACCCAGGGUCUGGAUGGCUUGUCUGAACGCUGUGCCCAGUACAAGAAGGAUGGCGCUGACUUUGCCAAGUGGCGCUGCGUCUUGAAGAUCACUCCAACCACCCCUUCCCACCUGGCCAUCAUUGAGAACGCCAAUGUGCUGGCUCGCUACGCCAGCAUCUGCCAGGCGAACGGAAUUGUCCCCAUUGUGGAACCCGAAAUCCUCCCUGACGGUGACCAUGACCUCAAGCGCUGCCAGUAUGUGACUGAAAAGGUUCUGGCUGCCGUGUACAAAGCCCUGAGCGACCACCACAUCUACCUGGAGGGGACCCUGCUCAAGCCAAACAUGGUGACCGCUGGUCACGCUUGCACCCAGAAAUACACCAAUGAGGAAAUUGCCAUGGCAACCGUCACCGCCCUGCGCCGCACUGUGCCCCCAGCAGUUACUGGUGUCACUUUCCUGUCUGGUGGCCAGAGUGAGGAAGAGGCCACCAUCAACCUGAAUGCCAUCAACAACUGCCCCCUGCACAAGCCAUGGGCCCUGACCUUCUCCUAUGGCCGUGCCCUGCAAGCUUCUGCCCUCAAGGCCUGGAGUGGCAAGAAAGAGAACCUCAAGAAUGCUCAGGAAGAAUACAUCAAGCGCGCUUUGGCCAACAGCCUUGCCUGCCAGGGCAAAUAUGUUCCAUCUGGAAAAGGCGGAGCCGCUGCCAGCGAGUCCCUCUUUGUCUCCAAUCAUGCUUAUUAAAAUCAGAGGCCUGGCUGCGCUCUUUUGUUGUUAACGUUGUGCCUGUGGUGUCUCUUGUUCUGUUUCUUGCCCUGCCCUGCUUCCUCUCUGCCAGCUUCUAUAGCAGGGAAAGGUGGACAUCUUUGCCUUGCCUUGAAAGAACCCAGAAGCCUUGGCUUCUUCCUUCUCCUUCCUUCUCCACCUCCCCACCGCCACCUCUGUAUGCCUUGUGUGUGUGUGAUGUCCCGCUUUUCCUUCUGGUGACCGACGACACUCCUGGUCCGUGGCCAUAACACCGAAAUGUCUCCGGAGCUGGGACGACGCCUGACUCGCGGACUUCUAGAAAUAAAAGAGAAUCUAUUUAAA
Messenger RNA from Podarcis muralis (Common wall lizard), 1581 nucleotides. RefSeq names its product aldolase, fructose-bisphosphate A (gene ALDOA). Gene Ontology annotation, biological process: glycolytic process. The record is from RefSeq and is a predicted model, not a curated record. NCBI's taxonomy places the organism in Eukaryota, Metazoa, Chordata, Lepidosauria, Squamata, Lacertidae. Gene Ontology annotation, molecular function: fructose-bisphosphate aldolase activity.